Molecule: messenger RNA, 690 nt
Organism: Fonsecaea multimorphosa CBS 102226
Lineage: Eukaryota; Fungi; Ascomycota; Eurotiomycetes; Chaetothyriales; Herpotrichiellaceae
Product: polyubiquitin
Exons: 1
Coding region: 1-690 (229 amino acids)
Biological process (GO): protein ubiquitination; modification-dependent protein catabolic process
Cellular component (GO): cytoplasm; nucleus
Molecular function (GO): ubiquitin protein ligase binding; protein tag activity
Source: RefSeq, a predicted model, not a curated record
AUGCAAAUUUUUGUCAAAACCCUUACUGGCAAGACCAUCACGCUUGAGGUCGAGUCCAGCGACACCAUCGACAAUGUCAAAUCCAAGAUCCAGGACAAGGAGGGCAUUCCGCCUGACCAACAGCGCCUGAUCUUCGCCGGCAAACAACUCGAAGAUGGCCGCACCCUCUCCGACUACAACAUCCAGAAGGAGAGCACCCUUCACCUGGUCCUCAGACUCCGCGGGGGUAUGCAAAUAUUUGUCAAAACCUUGACGGGAAAGACGAUUACUCUCGAGGUUGAGUCGAGCGACACGAUCGACAACGUCAAGAGCAAGAUCCAGGACAAGGAAGGCAUCCCGCCUGACCAGCAACGUCUGAUUUUCGCCGGAAAGCAGCUGGAGGACGGCCGGACGCUGUCGGACUACAACAUCCAGAAGGAAUCAACCCUCCAUCUCGUCCUCCGGCUUCGCGGCGGUAUGCAAAUUUUUGUCAAAACCUUGACGGGAAAGACGAUUACGCUGGAAGUUGAGAGCUCGGAUACGAUUGACAACGUCAAGUCGAAGAUCCAGGACAAGGAGGGGAUUCCGCCGGACCAGCAGAGACUGAUUUUCGCGGGCAAGCAGUUGGAAGACGGGCGCACUCUGUCGGAUUACAACAUUCAGAAGGAGAGUACGCUGCACUUGGUGCUGAGAUUGCGCGGUGGCCAGUAG